Messenger RNA from Raphanus sativus (radish), 1286 nucleotides. Its product is annotated as protein PARTING DANCERS. Gene Ontology annotation, biological process: resolution of meiotic recombination intermediates. NCBI's taxonomy places the organism in Eukaryota, Viridiplantae, Streptophyta, Magnoliopsida, Brassicales, Brassicaceae. The coding region runs from base 81 to 824 and encodes 247 amino acids. The record is from RefSeq and is a predicted model, not a curated record. The transcript is spliced from 9 exons.
UCAAAAUUUAUAUCCUUUUCUUUUAAUCGUCCGCCAAAUUUGCUUCCGUCGGCGUCUUCAAAAGUCUCUGAGAUUCGCCGAUGGCGACUUCGGGAUCAAGCUACAGUCUCUCGACAGCUCCACCUCUCGCGAAUUUAGGGAAUGCGGCUGGUGUUUGUAUAAUGAGCAAUGCAUGGAAAGGUGAGCAGGACUCUUCCCUCAUCAGUUUCGUAACCGCCUUUCUCAGCUCAAACUCUUUCAGGCUCAACUUUGUCUCCAUCUCCCCUGAUCUGAUCUUCAAUUGUGGAGGCGUGUCUAUUGCUUUUGUUUUUGUGACCAAGUGGAAUGAUUGUUCAAAUGUUGGCUCCAUCUUCAACAGAGUCAAGAGGCUGAAAACGCAAUUUGCGUGUCUUUACGUUGUUGCCACACUUUCAUCCCAAGAACAGAAUGAUUCCUUCAUGCGAUCUUACUUCCAAUAUGAGAUGGAGUUUGGGAAACCUGCAUUUGUACUAGUCACUGAUCCUGAGAUGGGAUUCGAGAAGAUUGUUAAGAUUGCUCUCUCUCGCGGGGUGUGCAAGCAACAGAAGGGGGUGUCUAAGCUCAAGGUUGAGAAAAAGCGAACUGUCCAGGAUACAGACAUGUUCGUCAGAGUUCUCACAUCCAUACCCAACAUUAACAAACAUGAUGCAAACUCGCUAUACCAAGCUAUCGGUUCAAUCGAAGCUGCCGCUAAAACAUCCAAAGAAGACAUAUUAGCAAACACAGAUCUCUCUUCCGACAAGGCUGAUAGUCUCAGCAGGUUUUUCCAGGAUCCCGAGUUCUACCUCAGUCCCAAAUUCAACUGAUGACUGCGAAAAAUAACAAAUUUUCUGGACAAGGCUGAGAUGCUUACAAGGAUUGUUUGUAGUUCUCUUCUGUAAUUACUAUACAUACAUCUACAGGAGCCACUACCGGGUAUGUUAAAUGAUUCACUUCUUCACUCGGGUCGUCAAAUUUUAUCGUAAAGUUAGCAUAGAUCUAUUAAGAUAAUGUCGGUUAGACAACCAGUACAAAACAUGUUGAUCUGUCAACGUCAUUAUCCAACUUGUAGCGUCAUGCCAUGUCAGUAACAGAAAAUAAUGCUUAGUGAAUGACAGCAAGAUUACUUAAAAACUUCAGAGAUUUACCGGAGAAAGAAAUCAAAUAACGCGUAGAAAAUCAAUCCUAAACCACUCUCUGUUUUGGUGCACACAAAAAGAAAAAAAAACUACUCUCUGUUUUAUAAUUGUCCCGUCGAUUUGGUCAUCACUAGGUUUCACAUUUACAAA